GGCGUGAAUUGACGAUGGCGUUCCACAACCCAAAGCCGCAGUUUUUCAACUGAUCGUUCAGUACAGCAUUGUUAACGUUGUAACUGAACGUUUAGAAACGUAAGCAUUCACUGAAAGCAUCACUGUUUCAAUCCGCACGUCAGAGUACACUCGCGCACGUAGUUAAUGUUUCUACAAACUACAGCUGGACAACCAAUUACCUCACGGGUAAUUUUGCUAUAUUUUUUUUACUUCCAAGUCCACCCAGUCACAGACGUUGUCAAACCAAUUUACCAACAGAGCGGGGAGCCACGAUCACCCUGCGUAAAGUGAUCGUGGGCGCACGAAAUUGAUGGCGGCCACGAAGCGAGCCAGGCGCUACCAGAUUCCAUAUUGUUAUUACGAAGGAUUCCUGGAGAAGAGAUCAUUCCAAGACAAGGUGUCUCGGAAAUUAUGGACAUGCCUGUGUGGAAACACUCUUCUUUUCUUCAACAACAGCAAAGAAAACACUUAUGUGGAGAAACUGGAUCUCAGUGAAUUCAUCUCCUUGAAAGAUGAUUGCAGUCGGGACAAAAAUCUGGAGGCAGCCAAACUUAUCCUGCACAUGAAGGACAGAGAAAUCAAAAUCACUGCCCCCAGUUUAGAGACUCGCGAACUAUGGAAAGGUUUCAUCUACUCUGUAGUUGAGCUGUCAGUCCCCGACUCACUCAACCUCCUGCCAGGCCAGAUCCAUAUGCUGAGGGAGACUGUGGAGGCCGAGAGGGAGAGACGGAAAACCGCACACCCUGCCCCCGCCGCUACUGCUGUAGCAUCCAGCUCCAACCUCUACCUCAGCCUCAUAGAGGACAUGCCAGCGUGUUACCAUCCUGUGUCUCGUACUGAGGCAGAGAUGGUGCUGGAGAAGCACCCGGAGAGUGGAAACCUGCUGCUGCGGCCCGGCAGGGACGGCGCCUCGUUUGCCGUAUCCACCCGACAGGAACUCUGCGGGUCUAUAUUCAGACACUAUCGUGUGUCAAGGACCCAGGAUGGAGCAUUCGCCAUUGAUCUAGAGACUCCUAUCCACUGUGACACGCUUCAUGAUGUCAUCAGCUGUCUGGUGGAGAAGACGGGUGGAGCUUUGACACCCUUUAUUAUGGAGGGAACCUACGAAGAGAGCAUCACAUUUGUUCAUGUGAAUGAGGAGAAUGGAGAGAGAAGAGAGGAGAACAGCGUAGAAUUUACCCGCCGUGCCCCCACCCCAUCUGUGACAGUCCCUGCCCCCCCUCCCAAACCAGGUCAAAGGGAUCGUAUGCCAUUUCCAGAGUCUCAGUCAGAAACAGACAGGAGACUUUACCUCAACGAUCACCGGGAAGCGGAGGAGGACUUUGCCAAGUUGCCUGUUAAACCACCUCAGCCUCUUCCCUUCUGUCUACCAAGAACUGAGAGGAAGGCCCUGAAGCCCCCGGUUGUUACACCUCGUAGCACCACUCACACCGUAACAGACACUCUGGAUGCCAGGUUGACUUCUCUCCUACCAGACACUAUUGCACAGACCUUGUCUGAGGAGCUGAAACUUAAGUUGGAGAAGAGGCGUGCCCAUGAACAGUGACAUCUUCUGGCAGCUUAGACAAUCAGGCAGUGAACAAACCUGUUCCUCAGCCACCUACAACUACUGCAAAAACAGUAGCCCCAUUUAUACCUGCCACCAACAUGCAUCAUCCUGAUCUUGUCCUGAUCGGUUUACACUUAAUAUAUGAUCCCAAUCAGAUUGCAAUGCUUUCAAUUGCCCAAACAUGUCUUAAAAUGUGUGCACCAUCAGAAUAUGGACAUAAUCAGGAAAGAAAAUGCAUGUUGGACCUUUUCCACUCAUCCUCUUUGAGCUGCCCUACCCUUUUCUCCUGGACUGGAAGAUUAAGUCUCUGCUUCUUGUCAGCUGGGUGUCAGCCUAGACUAGAAGAUUAACACCAUAUUGAUUCCUUCUUCCUGGAUCGCUUUGUCCAAACAACACACUAGCAAAUGAAUGGACUGUAAAUCACCAUGUAAAUGCCACAUUAUCCAUACCAAGUGUUUGUAUAUUUGCACAUUAUAUAAGUGAAUAGAUUUUCUAAUAGGCCUUCAGUGUCAAAUAUGUCUAUAACUGUCAGUUUUGUUUCUUUGUUUGUUCCUUUUUUGUUUUCUGGCUUGAUCAAAAAAAUCUACCAUUACUGGGACCAUCUACUAGUUGUACAACAGAUAAUUGUCAGUGAAGGUGUUAGGCUGUCCAAACAGGCAGCCCAAUUAAGAUAUAUAUUCCGUUAAUAGUUUUUUUCAUUACUUACAUCUGAUCUUUUCACAUCUUUUUCAGCUCUGAUCUGAUUGGUCAAAAGACUUGACAAAAACCAUAGGUACCAUAUCCUGUCAAUAUUAUUGUAUACAAAGAAAAUGUACCCUGUCUUUUAAAAUGUAAUUUAUAUUCCUGAAAUACUUAUUUUUGUCAAUGUACAGAGAAACACAGGACUUUCUUACUGCUUUAUUAACUCAGUGGAUGACAAACUGUAGUGGAAAAAUUAAAGGAAUAUUUACAUUGUU
Messenger RNA from Esox lucius (northern pike), 2526 nucleotides. It is a transcript of the gene stap2b, whose product is annotated as signal transducing adaptor family member 2b. NCBI's taxonomy places the organism in Eukaryota, Metazoa, Chordata, Actinopteri, Esociformes, Esocidae. The coding region runs from base 332 to 1567 and encodes 411 amino acids. Gene Ontology annotation, molecular function: signaling adaptor activity. The record is from RefSeq and is a predicted model, not a curated record. The transcript is spliced from 13 exons.